Messenger RNA from Fragaria vesca subsp. vesca, 684 nucleotides. RefSeq lists its product as uncharacterized. The record is from RefSeq and is a predicted model, not a curated record. The transcript is spliced from 2 exons. Lineage: Eukaryota; Viridiplantae; Streptophyta; Magnoliopsida; Rosales; Rosaceae. Bases 1 to 684 code for a protein of 227 amino acids.
AUGGAUCCUCCGCGAGGAAGAGCUAGAGGCCGAGGUAGGGCCAGAGGCAGAGGUAGGGCUCCACCUGUGGAUGAUUUCUUUGAGGAGGAGGUGGUGUUGGAGGUGCCAGUGCCAGUUGCAGUAGAUGAUGCUCUUCGGGAGAAGUAUUUUCCUGAUACUGUGAGGGAGCAGUUGGAGCUUGAGUUCAUAGCUCUAGUGCAGGGCUUGAUGAGUGUCAGGGACUAUGAGGCACGUUUUUCUCAGCUGUAUCGAUUCGCGAGAGAGAUGGAUGCAGUGGCCUUGUCAUGGAAGUUUAUUCAGGGUUUGAGGCAUAAGCUCCAGAAUGUUGUGAGUUCACACCGUUUUGCUACUCUAACAGAAGCGGUAGAGAGUUCCUUUGCAGUUGAGCAGGAGGAGGCCAUGCCUGAGGCUGAGGGACUGAGAGAUGUGCAUGGGAAGGGGAAGGCCAUUGCAGGCGGCAGUGGCACUGAGGGUCACCAUGGUGCGUUUGGGAAGAGGCAGCGGACCGAUCAGCAGGGUCUAGCUACGGUGCCAGCUGCACCUAUCCAACAAGUAGAGCCCUUGAGAUGCUACCGUUACGAUGGGUUAGGACAUAUUUCUAGGGAGUGCAACAAGCGGAAAACUCAGGCUUGCUACAAUUGUGGGCAGGUGGGGCACCUUACUAAGGAGUGUACUCGACCUUAG